This is a messenger RNA of Phycomyces blakesleeanus NRRL 1555(-), 582 nucleotides long. RefSeq lists its product as hypothetical. The transcript is spliced from 5 exons. Lineage: Eukaryota; Fungi; Mucoromycota; Mucoromycetes; Mucorales; Phycomycetaceae. Bases 1 to 582 code for a protein of 193 amino acids. Gene Ontology annotation, molecular function: nucleic acid binding. The record is from RefSeq and is a predicted model, not a curated record.
AUGCAGCAUGAUUUUGGUUAUCAUGUUGGCUUUGGUGAGAUCAAGCCUGUAAAUAGCCCCACAAAAGAACACUCUGUUUGCAUGGACAUUCUUCGCCUGGGAGUCGCAUCAAAAAGGUCAAUCGACAAAUGGCAUUUGGGUGAUUGUCUUGCGUUUAUGAUCAAUAACCUUGAUAUGUUGUCCAACAUUGGUCACUGCUUUUGGAACCAUUGCAAUACUAUUGACGCUACUCUCAAUGUUGAGCCAACUGUCCUCAUUCCACCCCAUAUUCCCCACUCGACAACACCUGGUGAGAAAGACGUUGACUACAGUUGGUGGGAAAGGCCUCCUUACUCUUUUUUGAACCCGAUCGAAAAAUGCUGGUCAAAAAUAAAGAGUAAUAUGAAGAGAAAAACCCUUGAUAACGCAGAUACUUUGACAUCUCGCCUUCCUGCAGCUUGUGGAUCAGUUACUGUUCAGGACUGUCAAGUUUGGGUUAGACAUGCUGAGACCUUCUGGGAUAGGUACAUUAAUAAAGAACUAGGCUUAAGAAACUCACAGUACCCAAUCCUUCCUUCUCAGGAUGACUCAGACCAAUCAUAA